Peromyscus californicus insignis is the source of this 1503-nucleotide messenger RNA. It is a transcript of the gene Hnrnpc, whose product is annotated as heterogeneous nuclear ribonucleoprotein C. The transcript has 10 exons. The coding region runs from base 284 to 1228 and encodes 314 amino acids. NCBI's taxonomy places the organism in Eukaryota, Metazoa, Chordata, Mammalia, Rodentia, Cricetidae. The record is from RefSeq and is a predicted model, not a curated record. Gene Ontology annotation, molecular function: RNA binding. Gene Ontology annotation, cellular component: nucleus.
GGAGCUCGGGGGCCAUUUUGUGAAGAGACGGCGAGCGAACGGUCGUGCGCUGCUUGCCCGCUGUAGCUUCGGCGUCUCGGCACGGAACCGCAGGAGGAGAGGCAGUCCCUUCUCUCUCUCCAUCUUCUCGUGAGAUUUUUUUGAUCUUCAGCUACACCGCAGCAACAUGGAUGCCCAGCCUGGAGCAGCAUCAGCCAGGAUGACCUGGAGCCAGGGGGGCCUUCGGAACAGAUGUACACCCUUCCUGGGUGAUGCUUUGUGAGAGACCUUGUAAUCAAAGGAGAUGGCUAGCAAUGUUACCAACAAAACAGACCCUCGAUCCAUGAAUUCCCGUGUAUUCAUUGGGAAUCUCAAUACACUUGUGGUCAAGAAGUCUGAUGUGGAGGCAAUCUUUUCAAAGUAUGGCAAAAUUGUGGGUUGCUCUGUGCAUAAGGGCUUUGCCUUCGUCCAGUAUGUUAACGAAAGAAAUGCUCGAGCUGCUGUAGCUGGAGAGGAUGGCAGAAUGAUUGCUGGCCAGGUUUUAGAUAUUAAUCUGGCUGCAGAGCCAAAAGUGAACCGAGGAAAAGCAGGUGUGAAACGAUCUGCAGCGGAGAUGUACGGGUCAGUACCAGAACACCCUUCUCCGUCCCCUCUACUCAGUUCCUCAUUUGAUUUGGACUAUGACUUUCAACGGGAUUAUUAUGACAGGAUGUACAGUUACCCAGCACGUGUUCCUCCUCCUCCUCCGAUUGCCCGAGCUGUGGUGCCUUCUAAACGCCAGCGCGUUUCUGGAAACACCUCUCGAAGGGGGAAAAGUGGAUUCAAUUCGAAGAGUGGACAACGGGGAUCUUCAUCUAAGUCUGGAAAGUUGAAAGGUGAUGACCUUCAGGCCAUCAAGAAGGAGCUGACUCAGAUAAAGCAAAAAGUGGAUUCUCUGCUGGAAAGCCUGGAAAAAAUUGAAAAGGAACAAAGCAAGCAAGCAGACUUGUCCUUCUCAUCCCCAGUAGAGAUGAAGAAUGAAAAGUCUGAAGAAGAGCAGAGCAGUGCCUCUGUGAAAAAAGAUGAGACUAAUGUGAAGAUGGAGUCUGAGGCCGGUGCAGAUGACUCUGCUGAGGAGGGUGACCUGCUGGAUGAUGAUGACAAUGAAGAUCGGGGGGAUGACCAGCUGGAGUUGAUCAAGGAUGAUGAAAAAGAGGCUGAGGAAGGAGAGGAUGACAGAGACAGCGCCAAUGGAGAGGAUGACUCUUAAGCACAUAGUGGAGUUUAGAAAUCAUUAUUCAUUUACCUAGGCGCUUGUGAGAGAUCAAAGUAACAGCAGAUCCUCUCCCCUAGAACUUCAGCACAUUCUCACUGUUCACCCUCUCCUUAUCCUUCCUGUUUCAUUGAUUCAUAAUUGCCCUGCGCCUAGUUCCAUUUUCACUUCCUUUGAUGCUCCUUAGUAGUUUUGUUAAGUCUUACCUUGUAAGUUUUGCUUUUAAUUUUGAUACCUCUUUGACUUAACAAUAAAAAGAUGUAUGGUUUUUA